This is a messenger RNA of Plasmodium knowlesi strain H, 954 nucleotides long. RefSeq names its product Plasmodium exported protein, unknown function. The record is from RefSeq and is a predicted model, not a curated record. Bases 1 to 954 code for a protein of 317 amino acids. NCBI's taxonomy places the organism in Eukaryota, Apicomplexa, Aconoidasida, Haemosporida, Plasmodiidae. The transcript is spliced from 2 exons.
AUGGAAGAUAAUCAUGUGCCGCGACAGAAAUGUUUGUCCACUGAACAUAAACACACAAAAACUGGAAGGAAGAAUCCAUUGAAUAUCAAAAAGUGUACAUUCAUCCUUUUUAUUAAAAUUAGUAUCUACGCCCUUUUUAUCUGCUCACUAUACUAUUCCAACCAUGAUAUUUUCUCCACCCCCCCGAACACCCAAUACAAACAAUGGAACAAAGCCAGUGUUAAGUCUGGCGCAUUAAUGGAACAGGGCCCGGCCUAUAUUAAUAAAUACUCUAAGUUUAACGAAUAUUCAAAAUUAUUUCAUGUGCAUGAUGAUUAUCCAAGAUUUAAUGAAAGAACAUAUUUCGGAAGGAAUUUAGCAGAAUUGAAAUCAGAAGGGGAUGAAAGGGCAUUAACACAACUGCACAGUGCAAUUUCCGAAAUUAAAAAUGGAGACAAAUAUUUUUUAGAUCAAAAUUAUCGUUCUUUAGAAGAAGAGAUAGAAGACUAUGAUACGGGCAUAUAUUUUCAUAACAUAGUGACAAAAAUACCUGGGGGAGUAAUAGAAGAACACACUGAUGAGAUAGAAUAUUACGAAGCAAUGACUGAAAAUGACGAUCCAGCGAUGGAUUACCCUGACGAAGAACUCAUAUAUUUUGACCCUGAGAUAGAUGAGCAUGAAGAAUUGGAUGAAGAAGAACAGCGCCUUAAAAAAUAUUUAGAUUCCUUUCUGGAUGAUGAAGUACACUUAAAAAAUAUUCAUGAUUUUAUACAAGAAACCGAAGAUUGUGUUAGGAAAUAUAAAAAAAAAAAGUAUGAUUUUUUUAACUAUAUUGUAGAACUUAGGAAAAAAUUCAAUAGAAUUAUUAAGAGCAUUAAACAUCGUUUGCUGAAAUUCAUGACAUAUAACAAACAUUAUCUCAUUAAAGUGCUAGUAUCUACUAUCACCCGGCUCCUUUCCAUAUUGUUUCUGUGA